Messenger RNA from Stylophora pistillata, 1157 nucleotides. Its product is annotated as Na(+)/H(+) exchanger beta-like. Lineage: Eukaryota; Metazoa; Cnidaria; Anthozoa; Scleractinia; Pocilloporidae. Gene Ontology annotation, biological process: potassium ion transmembrane transport; proton transmembrane transport; sodium ion import across plasma membrane. Gene Ontology annotation, cellular component: plasma membrane. The record is from RefSeq and is a predicted model, not a curated record. Gene Ontology annotation, molecular function: sodium:proton antiporter activity; potassium:proton antiporter activity.
AUGUUCGUGUUCCUGAUGCUAUUCAAGUAGAUUGGCGAGCGUCAGGAGUACCAAGUGGAGGCGAGCUUGAAAUUCACGACACCUCAAUGCAUAGCUUAAAGAAACCAAGAGAUACUGCCUACCAAAACCAGAUUUUAGUGAAUUCGAAACCUAUUCACUUUCAUCGCAAACAUAAACCAAGGCAUCACCAUAAACGACACAAGCAUCAUAAGCGGCAUGAACAGCUUCCUAAGAAACAACUGUCCGCAAUCUUAGAAGAGGAUGAUGAGGCCGGACGGACUUCACCGUCAGCUGAAUAUCCUGUAGGUCCCAUUCCCUCGAGCAGCGAGGAUGAAGAGCGUGGUAUAUCUUUUGAGGCGAAGCCUAAGGGCAGAAUAGGACGGUAUCCUUCCUUUGAAAGCAAAGACGUAGGUCCUCACGAACCACUCCUUAAGAAUGUAGAUGAUGAAGAUACCAAAGAAAAAGACGACAGGAAACCCACGGAAGAUUUACCGACAGAGCCUGAUAGUAUUCCCCUGGAUUCGUUUGUGGUACAAGUAGAUAGUGACAAAGGAGAAGACAAGAAUGCUGAAAGCGAAAUGUAAUGACAAAAUUCAUUUAAUUGUAGGUUUAGUAAGCAAUAUAAACCCUUUACUUUUAAAUUAAAUGGAAAUUAAAUUAGUAUUUUAAGCGGUAACGUAUGACAACGAACGAAGGUAGAAAGCCUAGCAACUGGUAAUAACAUUUCGUGUGGCGUUUCACGUUACCUAACAAUUCUCUUGGUCUAUCGAAAAGCAUGUGCUGUCUUAUCUAACGAACCGGACGGAAUGCGAAAUUACAAAAUUUCAGUGAACCUAUUCGUGUUUAACACAUCUAUAACGACAAAGGCUAAACUUGAGAAUGCCCAGCCACUUAAUAUGCGUCUUUAGCACUAGUUUAACUGCCCUUUUUUUAAAUCAUUCUUCGACUUCGUGGGCGUGGGACUGCGGGGGCACUAGUGUAACUGCCCUCUCUUUUCAUUAUUCUUUGACUUCGUGAGCGCAGAACUGCGGAAGCACUGGUUUAAAUUCCCUCUCUUUUAAUGUUAUUCUUCGACUUCGGGAGCGCGGGAGAAUUCGAUUCGUAAUGGUCAAAAGUGGGUAUUCUGAAGUUGCUCCAAGACAAACUAAACAAUAUAU